This is a messenger RNA of Closterium sp. NIES-65, 708 nucleotides long. Lineage: Eukaryota; Viridiplantae; Streptophyta; Zygnematophyceae; Desmidiales; Closteriaceae. The record is from the annotation of a GenBank genome assembly.
AUGUGCGGAUCCUUCUGCGUUUUGGGAGGCAAAAUCCCUACUCCCAUCACCCUUGUCCCUACUCUCAUCACCCUUCUCCCUUCUCUCAUCACCUUUCUCCCUACUCUCAUAUUCCUUCUCCAUACUCUCAUCUCUCUUCUCCCUACUCUCAUCACCCUUCUCCCUAGUCUCAUCACCCUUCUCCCUACUCUCAUAACCCUUCUUCCUACUCUCAUCACCCUUCUCUCUACUCUAAUCUCCCUUCUCCCUACUCUCAUCACCCUUCUCCCUACUCUCAUCACCCUUCUCCAUACUCUCAUCACCCUUCUCCCUACUCUCAUUUCCCUUCUCCCUACUCUCAUCACCCUUCUCCCUACUCUUAUCACCCUUCUCCCUACUCUCAUCACCCUUCUCCCUAAUCUCAUCACCCUUCUCCCUGCUCGCAUCACCCUUCUCCCUACUUUCAUCACCCUUCUCUCUACUCUCAUCACCCUUCUCUCUACUCUCAUCACCCUUCUCCCUACUCUAAUAUCUCUUCUCCCUACUCUCAUCACCCUUCUCCCUACUCUCAUCAUCCUUCUCCCUACUCUCAUCACCCUUCUACCUAUUCUCAUCACCCUUCUCCCUAUUCUCAUCACCCUUCUCCCUACUCUCAUCUCCCUUCUCCCUUCUCUCAUCACCCUUCUCCCUACUCUUAUCACCCAUGCGCUUCCCUUCCUUAGCAUUUGA